This is a messenger RNA of Trifolium pratense (red clover), 2146 nucleotides long. RefSeq names its product protein ROOT HAIR DEFECTIVE 3 homolog 2-like. The record is from RefSeq and is a predicted model, not a curated record. The coding region runs from base 237 to 1700 and encodes 487 amino acids. The transcript is spliced from 16 exons. Gene Ontology annotation, cellular component: endoplasmic reticulum. Gene Ontology annotation, biological process: endoplasmic reticulum membrane fusion. Gene Ontology annotation, molecular function: GTP binding; GTPase activity. Lineage: Eukaryota; Viridiplantae; Streptophyta; Magnoliopsida; Fabales; Fabaceae.
CUAAGAUUAUACCACGCAUUUUACACGCUCACCAUCCUUCAGUAGUAUUAGUAUAACUUGGGUUGAAUUAUAGUCAUUAAGUCUUCUUCACAAUUACUAAGAACCAUCCUUCAGUACAACUUGUAUUAGUAUAAUUACUUGGGUUGAAUUAGUAUAACUUGCAUAUUAGUUUAAAUUGGGUUGAUUACAAUUAAACUCAUUAAUCUUCACAAUUAAACUAAAGUAUAUUCAUCACCAUGGGAACAACCAUCGAUUGCUGCGCCACUCAACUCAUUGACGCUGACGGAAGUUUCAACGUCACCGGUCUCGAUAAUUUCAUCAAAACUUCAAAGAUGGCUUCCUCUGAUCUUUCUUAUGUCACCGUUGCUAUCAUGGGACCUCAAAGUAGCGGGAAGAGUACCUUGAUGAAUCAUCUUUUCGGCACUAAAUUCAAGGAGAUGGAUGCUUUUAGGGGAAGAUCUCAAACAACCAAAGGUAUUUGGAUAGCUAAGUGUACUGGAAUUGAGCCGUGCACAAUUGCUAUGGAUUUAGAGGGUUCUGAUGGAAGUGAGAGGGGUGAGGAUGAUACCGCUUUUGAGAAGCAGAGUGCUCUAUUUGCUUUGGCAGCUUCAGAUAUUGUUCUGAUAAACAUGUGGUGUCAUGAUAUUGGUCGUGAACAAGCAGCCAAUAAACCUCUUUUAAGAACAGUUUUUCAGGCCAUGAUGCAUUUAUGUUUAUUUAGUCCCCAGAAGACAACAUUGCUUUUUGUUAUACGGGAUAAAUCAAAGACUCCGCUGGAAAAAUUGGAGUCUAUUCUAAGAGCAGAUAUUCAAAAGAUUUGGGAUGCAGUUCCAAAACCUCACAAUCAUGUACACACUCCUCUUAGUGAUUUUUUUAAUGUGGAAGUUACUGCUUUGUCAAACUAUGAACUCGAAGAGGAUAAAUUCAAAGAGGAGGUUGCCCAAUUACAACAACGUUUCAUUCAUUCUAUUGCACCUGGAGGUCUAGCUGGUGAUCGGCGUGGUGUUGUGCCUGCAUCUGCUUUUUCUAUUAGUGCACAACAUAUAUGGAAAGUCAUACGAGAAAACAAGGAUCUCGAUCUCCCAGCUCAUAAGGUAAUGGUUGCAACUGUGCGUUGUGAAGAGAUUGCUUAUGAAAAGCAUAGUCAACUACGUUCUGAUAAGGGUUGGCUGGAGUUGAAGAAAGCUGUUCAUUUAGGUCCAGUACAAGGCUUUGGGAAAAAAUUGAGCUCCAUUAUUGAUACCUACCUUUCUCUAUAUGACAAGGAAACAAUGUUCUUUGAUGAAGCUGUGAGAAAUGCAAAACGGAAGCAAUUUCAAUCAAAUGUAUUGGAUACAGUGCACCCUGCUUAUAAAACUAUGAUAGGGCAUCUACACUCUAAAGGUUUAAAAGAUUUUAAGACUACGCUGGAUGGAUCACUAGGCAAUGGAGAAGAGUUUGCUUCAUCUGUUCACUACUGGACUCGGUAUAUUAUGCUUGACUUUGAUAAAGGAUCUACCGACGCGUCUGUAAGACAAACUAAUUGGGAUGCUUCAAAAGUGCGAGACGAGCUUCACAAGGAUAUUAAUUCACAUAUUUCAUCUGUGCACAUUGCAAAAUUGGAGAAAGAGAAGAAGGCCCGCAAGGAGGAUAGAAUUUGGUUUCUUGCAUUGAAUAUGAUAUCACUUGCCAUAUUAGGUGCACCUUCGCCGUCAAAUUGACACUUCUAGGCUAUAGUGGAACGGCUUGUCCCAAGGAUGAUAUAUAAUGGCGAGUUCAUGGCAAAAAUUGAUGCAUCUGGAAUGCAAAAAUGUUAAAUAAAAAUAUGAGGAAGAUUUGUGCUUUCAUUAUCUAUUCUUCAAAGGAAAAUGCUUGUAUUUGAUUCGAAUGAAGAAGCAGACAAAGCUCUCACGUGCAAACAUGGCAUGUUUCCAUGGGAUAAACUAUUUAUUGAUUUCCAAUAUUUCGGAAGAAGUAAGAAAAAUAAGAUAAUGAUUGUUCUGGCCAAAUUUGAACUCAAAUCAUGUAUGUAUAUCGCUUAUUGUGUGUCUAUAUACUAUAUACUGUAUGCGUUUGCUUUUUCUUGUAAAAAAAUAGAAAUAAAAAUGUAAGUUUGUUUUGGUGUGAUAAUUAUUUUUAUAUAGGGUGUGAUAAUUAUCUGUGUUUA